UAAAACAAAAUAUAUAAAACCAAACCCAAAACAGACUUCCAUUAACAAUCCAAAAUCCCACUUUCUCCAAAUCCCGAUAAUUUCCCUAACACUCUCUCUCUUUCUCGGCAAAAAAAAAAAAAAAAGAGAAGAAGAAGACAUGAGGGCGCAGAGGAGGCCGAUCCACGCGGUGUCGAUGUGGGUGAGACGACAGCCGCCGAAGGUGAAGGCUUUUUUGGCGGUGGUAUCGGGGAUGGCGGCGCUUGUUCUUCUCCGAUUCAUCGUACACGACCAUGACAACCUUUUCGUCGCCGCCGAGGCUGUCCACUCCAUCGGAAUUUCUGUCCUUAUCUAUAAGCUCACAAAGGAGAAGACUUGUGCUGGACUAUCACUUAAAUCCCAAGAACUAACAGCUAUCUUUUUAGCUGUUAGGCUGUACUGUAGCUUUGUCAUGGAAUAUGAUAUACACACCCUACUUGAUUUAGCCACAUUGGCUACAACCUUGUGGGUUAUUUAUAUGAUCCGUUUCAAACUAAAGUCCAGCUACAUGGAGGACAAGGACAACUUUGCUAUAUAUUAUGUUGUUGCACCUUGUGCAGUACUAGCUCUUCUUAUUCACCCAUCAACUUCUCAUAAUUUAUUGAACCGGAUUUUCUGGGCGUUCUGUGUAUAUCUGGAAGCUGUUUCAGUUUUACCUCAGUUGCGAGUGAUGCAGAAUACCAAGAUUGUUGAGCCUUUCACAGCUCAUUAUGUUUUUGCAUUGGGUGUUGCAAGGUUCCUUAGCUGCGCUCACUGGGUUCUCCAGGUUUUGGACAGUCGAGGUCAUUUGCUGGUAGCCCUGGGUUAUGGAUUGUGGCCUUCUAUGGUUCUUAUAUCUGAAAUUGUUCAAACUUUCAUUUUAGCAGACUUCUGUUACUAUUAUAUCAAGAGUGUCUUUGGAGGGCAGCUUGUUCUCCGUCUUCCCUCUGGAGUGGUAUAAGUGAAGAUGCUGUUUUGCUUUGGUCGAUGGGCUUGCUGCGCCAAAAACUAUAACUUGGUUACAAAUGUGACUGGGUGUCCUUGUUUAAGUUCUGGUUUUUUGCUCUCGACAUGUUCCUCGAGACUGGGAAUUAGUGGAUGUUUUGUAAAUUUCGGGAUGCAGCAACUUUGGGUGGUUAUUUAUAUUAAAAACAUUUCAUAGAUGGAUUAAUUUUUGGUGUCAAAUGCUAAUCUUCUGCUUAUAUUAAGUUAAUUGUUUUGGACUUUUAACUGCAUCA
This is a messenger RNA of Theobroma umbraticum, 1235 nucleotides long. RefSeq lists its product as uncharacterized. The record is from RefSeq and is a predicted model, not a curated record. Gene Ontology annotation, cellular component: membrane. Gene Ontology annotation, biological process: protein retention in ER lumen. Gene Ontology annotation, molecular function: ER lumen protein retrieval receptor activity. Lineage: Eukaryota; Viridiplantae; Streptophyta; Magnoliopsida; Malvales; Malvaceae.